Diachasma alloeum is the source of this 1080-nucleotide messenger RNA. Its product is annotated as aldo-keto reductase family 1 member A1-A. The coding region runs from base 68 to 1015 and encodes 315 amino acids. The record is from RefSeq and is a predicted model, not a curated record. Gene Ontology annotation, molecular function: aldose reductase (NADPH) activity. The transcript has 6 exons. Gene Ontology annotation, cellular component: cytosol. Lineage: Eukaryota; Metazoa; Arthropoda; Insecta; Hymenoptera; Braconidae.
AUAGUUGCCGUCCGGCAGUCGUCUAAAUCACUGCGCAUCAUCAACAAAAACAAUCGGAAUAUCAACAAUGUCUGCACAAGCUGUUCCAAAAAUCGAGAUCUCAAAUGGACACUUCAUGCCCAUGUUUGGUCUCGGUACUUAUCUGUCAGUUGCGGGUGAAGUUGAGAGGGCUGUGAAGUACGCAAUUGAUAUCGGAUAUCGUCACAUCGACACAGCAUUCUAUUACAAAAAUGAGAAAGAAGUUGGCGAUGCUAUCAGAGAGAAGAUCAAGGAUGGGACAGUGAAGAGGGAGGAUCUGUUCGUCACAACGAAACUGUGGAAUACAGCGCAUGCUGAGGAUAAAGUCCUCCCAACGUGCAAGAAAUCGUUGGAAAACUUGGGACUUGACUACAUGGAUUUGUACCUGAUCCAUUGGCCAGUUGCUUUUCAGGAAAGUGAGGAGCUAAUGCCCCGGGAUUCAAACGAUUGCCUCAUGUUCUCAGACACUGAUUACCUAGAGACAUGGAGGGGCAUGGAAGAAUGUGUUCGACAGGGUCUGGCCCGCAGCAUUGGACUCAGUAAUUUCAAUUCUCAACAAAUAGCUCGAAUCAUGGAAGUUGCCACGAUAAAGCCUGUGAAUAACCAGGUAGAAGUGACAGUCAAUCUUAAUCAAGUCCCACUGAUUGAGUUUUGCAAGAAGCAUGGGAUCACAGUAACUGGUUACUCACCCCUGGGGAGACCCGGGAAUCGUCGAGGUGUUGCCAAUUCCUUGGACAGUCCUCAGAUAUUGGCCAUUGCUGCGAAGUACAAGAAGACACCGGCUCAAAUCGCCUGCAGAUAUGUCUAUCAGCAAGGCGCCGCACCGAUUCCCAAAUCUGUAACAGAGUCGCGUAUCAAAGAAAAUAUCGACAUUUUCGAUUUUGAAUUGACAUCGGAGGAGAUGAAGACGAUCGAGUCCGCGGGUUCUGGAGAACGCAUGGGUAGUUUUCCCGAGGCUAAAGAUCAUCAAUAUUACCCGUUUUCAAUUCCGUUUUAAAAAAUGUACAAAGGAGUCAGCAGGCAAACAUCUUGAUGAAUUCAACAUAAUUUUUAUAAACUCAU